AGCCGCCGCAUCACCCGAGGAAUGGUACGCCGCCGCCGCCGUCUCUUUGACAGUAACAUCAUCAUCAAUAACAACAGAGAGCAGCGCCGUCUGCAACUUUUUCAGCCUCCUCCACCACCUUCCGCUAUAAAACUAUCUCAGGAGCGAAAUAGCAAGAAAAUCCCUUAUAUAUUUACAUAUACCCAUACAUAUAUAUAUAUAUAUACGUGUACGUAUUAUAUAUAUAUAUACAUGUAUAUAUAUAUAUAUAUCUGUAUAUGCAGAAGUGAGCAAUCAACAUUAAAACUUCAGUUUACGUUUAAAUUACGUAGAUCAUCUCUUUAGUGUUUCGGAACAACCUUUUUUUUUUUUUUCAACUCACCAACACUUCUUUCCUCCAGAAAUAUAUGUAUAUGUAAAUAUAUAUUUAUAUAUAUUUACUUUAUUCGCCACACAUACGUACAGAUACACACUCUCACACACACAUAUACAUACACACACACACAUAUAUAUAUUUGAUAUAUAUUUAUCUACAUAUAUUAUACAUUAGAGAAAGUGACCACCAACAACAUGCAGCAGCCGUCGGCAAAGAAUGGCUUGAGUGGAUACAAUAGUCUGAAUGAUCCACACUUACAAAAUUAUUUCACCAACAAAACUGUCACCAACUACUUGAAGAAAGCUGGAGUUGUUACUAGAAAGGGUGAGAUUGUGCCAGAUGCUGUCUACAGAACAAACAUGGCAAAUGCAGAGCGCCGGAGAAAGGCCAGGGAACAGCUCACCCAAGAACUAUUGAAUAAAUCCAUUAAUCUACAGCGCAAAUAUGAAAGUGAAAUACAACAUCGACUUGAAGAAAUAGCAAAACUGGAGCUUAUUCGAAAGAUUCGAUUAGAAACUCGUACUUCAAAUAACAAGUUUGGAUUUAAGACGAAAGGCAAGAAAAAACCGAAACGUUUGCGUGAGAAAGAAGAAGGUGCCAUCAGUGGUGGCAAGAGAGGGGAUGAAUCUGUGGAGCCAAAUAGUCAAGCGACUGAACAACAUGAAACCAGUCCUGAGGGUGACACUUACACGAAUGGUUCCUUCAGCUACAUGUCUAAUGACUACAGGACUAAUGACUACAUGACCAACACUAAUGACUACAUAACAAAUGAUGGCACGACCACUGACUAUAUGACUAACGAUUAUAAGACUAACGAUUAUAUGACUAAUGAUUAUAUGACUAAUGAUUAUAUGACUACUGAAUGUACACCCGUGACAGAUCACACCUGCUCGUGUAUGAACUCCUCUUACCAAGAAGGCUCUAGGCUGUCAACGUUUACGGAUGAAUCAUACUACAGCUAUUGCUCUGAAUGUGAUAAAGAGUGCAUGGUGGUCGACCAAGAUGACUUGCUGCCAUAUUCUGGUAAACCAUGUCUUCAAGAUCCAAACACUUCAGUCCGAUUCCAUGAUGACACAGUUGCUCCACUAUUUCCAACAGUUGACUGCAUGUUAUGUCCUUGUGAGACAUGUGAUGAAACCUGUUGCGAAUUGCCUGUAACACUCAUGUUUGUGGGCUGCUGUAGCACUCGGACUGAUGAGCCGACUGAAAUUCACAUUGAGCAGCAGCAUAACUGUGAUGCAGUCUUUUGCGUCUACCAACAGUGUCACUAUAUGAAAGAUAUAUUUACAUUCGUAUCACACCACGAACGUGAUUUCCCAUUCGUACUGUAUGUUUACCUAAAUGGACUGCUGCACAUGAAAUUAAACACAUGCUGUGAGUACAAGCAUUUGCCCGGAUAUCGAUUUGGAGGGAAGCGUGGCCAGUUUAUACUUGUCGAUGUCAAAGGGACAUCAAGCUGUACACUCUGUGAAGAAUCCUUUACUAAGUUUCAGGAAGAAACCAGCGAAUCAACAAUAGGGGUUGGAAAUAUUAAGAUGGAGGAGGAAAUCGUCAUUGAUGUACCCCGCAAUGAAGUUGCUGAAAUCUGUGUCCCAGUAGAAAAUACUGAAAUGUCAAUGCUAAUUGACCUGGACGGCCAAAAGGCAAAACUCAAAGAUCCUGAAGGAGAUACCUUUGAAAUAUAUGAUUCAGAAGAGACGUCUUCAGCCGCUCCCAGCUCAGUGUUGCUGAGCAGCCCCACCUGCCAGUGUCAUGAGGGGGUGGUGCAAGAUGACAAAGAAGCUGAACAGAAGUGCAUUUGUACCAAUUACCACUCCGCUGGUGUCACAACGGAGAGCUCACAUUCACCAUGCUCGGCUGAAUCCCCUGUCGAUGAAGCUGCAGCCGAGAAGCAAACCUCAAACACGUCGUGCGCCUGCUCUCAACACUCUGACCACCACCACCACCACCACCCCUGUCAUUGUUUGCAACAUGACACCUCCUUCUCCUCCAAUGCUCCUCAAGGUGUCCGUAUUGGUGGAGGUGGCAAUAGUAGUGGUUCUGGUUGUGAGUCUGUUGCAAGUAAUAUUACAGGUGGUGCAGUCAGCACAGGUGAAAAAGCUAAUGCUGCCACCAAUGAGGAUAGCAAUUAUGAAGAGGAUAAUGAAGUUACUGCUGGUGGUGGCAAAGAUGAUGACAUUGCUGUUACACAAGUAGAAGAGAAGGAUUUCGAUGGUGACGAUGAAGACAAUGCUUCUGCUGGUGAUGAUGUCCAAUCUGAGUCACAACAUGAGAUCAGUGAAACUGAGCAAGGAGGAGGACAACAGCAGUCUCCACAAAUGGUACUUUACUAUCAGAACUCCAAUGAAAACAAUUCAUUGAAGAGAACUUCACCUCAAGAUUCUGUUUCUCAGGUGUUAUAUCUCGACACAAAUUUACUGAGCAUGAAACUAGAGCAGCUUCAACAACAGCAGCAGGAAGGCCUACAAGUAGAAGAACAAGAUCAAUCAAAAGAGCAGGAGGAUCAGAGUCAUGAAAAAAGAAAAGAGAGAGAUCUGUUGAGAGCAGACGCCAUCCAAGACACAGACGAGCUGCAUGAAAUGAUGGAACCAGUGCCAGAAGAAGAAGAUAAUAACACAAUUCACACCAGCAGAAGUAAUAAUAACAACAGUGAUGGCAAUGUGAAUGCAACAACAAACAACCACACCAACAACAACGACCACAAUAACAACAAUACUGGAAACACACCAUUAGAUCUGGUGCACAAAUCAACACAGGCGAUGCUGUUGGAUGAACAAUGUACUGUAGCUAAGGCAGAGAUGGGUGCAUGCACUUCUGAAAGGGGCACACAAGUUAUUGUAAAGGACAUGCAAAAGCAACAGUUGGGCAAGAGCAGGGAUUUCAGGAAAAGCAAGAAUGAAGAAGACACUGUAUCCCUUAUCACAAAAUUUGAGAACUCAGUACUUUGGAAAAAUAGCAAUCUUGUUCUUCCAGAAUCUGCACUGAAGAAACAGAAGACAGCACCAUCAUAAUUUUGGGGACACAUCAACAAGAUCCGUUAGACAACUAGACCAUCACCUUGGCAAGUAGAUCAAUUACUCUGCAUAAUCUCUUCAAUAAAAAGAUAAUCAACUAUAACAAUGAUAAUGACAACGAUGAUGAUGAUGGAGACAAUGAUUGCAGUAAUAAAAAUGACAUUGGUGUUAUCAAGAAGAAAGAGUAAUAUAGGAAGAGUUAAACUCAUUUCCUUUUUCUACAUGCUCCAUCCUCUUACAGUUUAGACUUUUCCCUUCUUCUCUUUGAAUUUUAAACAGAGAAGAAAAGAAAAAGUAAGAGAACAAUUGGAGAGACAGGAUGAAGAAUCUUCUGGUCUGGUUGCAAAUAAAACUCACGUCAAUGUU
Molecule: messenger RNA, 3735 nt
Organism: Octopus bimaculoides (California two-spot octopus)
Lineage: Eukaryota; Metazoa; Mollusca; Cephalopoda; Octopoda; Octopodidae
Source: RefSeq, a predicted model, not a curated record